AUGUUAUUAGCCUCCGUUCCAGUUCGCUGCACGGCUGCAAGCUCUUUGCGUCGUGUUCUGAAUACGAGACAGCACCGCCGAGUCUUGAGAAUUCACAAGUUCUCGGGAACGUACUUCUCAACAACAGCUCGAGCUUCCUCUGCCCUCAAGGUGCAAAAAGGGAGGGAGCAGGGUGAUAAAGGUGUAUCAGAGGAGGACGAGAAGAACGGGGUAGCUGGUGCGACUUCGGAACGAUCUGAACACGAACAUGCAGUUAUCUCAACCUUCGAUUUAUUCAGUAUCGGCGUCGGGCCAAGCAGUUCACACACCGUUGGUCCUAUGCGUGCUGCAAACAUUUUCAUCAACGACCUCGAAGAACUUGGGCUAUUGCACAAGGUUAAAACAGUGAAGAUCGUGCUGUACGGUUCUCUGGCUGCGACAGGGAAGGGACAUCACACUCCACAAGCAAUUCUUCUUGGGCUCGAAGGGUCUGAUCCGGAGACGGUAGACACGGGAACCAUUCCGUCAAGGUACAAGGAUAUUCUGGAAAAUAAGCAUCUUGUUCUGGGCGGCAGGCAUCGCAUCGUGUAUGACAUGGAUCGCGAUAUGCUUUGGCGCUGGGAUCAGGUGCUCAAAACCCAUCCAAACGGCAUGCGCUUUUCGGUUUUCGACGCAGGCGGCGCGCUAUUAGCUACUAAUGAGUAUUUUAGUGUCGGUGGUGGAUUUGUUGUGAAUGAGAAAACAAAAGUGGACGAGAACUUAUUCUACAAGGGAGUCGACAAACACAAAGUUGAUCCAGCUCGACUCGCUCAACAUGAACAUGACACUUCCUCCGAUCCCUCGCUUCCUCCCUAUGCGUUCCAUUCUGGCGACAGUCUUCUUGCCCUUACCAAAAAGCACAAUAUGACUAUAGCACAGAUAGUUUACGAUAAUGAGCGCUACUUUCAUCCACAUGAUGUUAUUUACGAAAAGCUUAUGCGUAUAUGGUCUGUCAUGGACGAUUGCAUCCGCAGCGGUGUCGCCACCAAUGAGACAGUGCUUCCGGGCCGGCUAGGAUUGCGUCGCCGAGCACCGAUGCUGUAUAGACGACUUAUGCGAGGAUUCUAUCCAGGUAUAUCUUCAGGAGGUUCACUGCCCGCCAUUUCCGGGGGAAGCGCGGCUUCUGGGGUACUCGAUGCGCCAAGCGGUUAUAACGUAUCUGGCGGGGACCAAGAAUCAGGAAGUCGACCUCGACCUCGUAGUGAACGGAUAACGGCGCCGCGCCCGACACGUGUGGUCGGGUCAUUUGACCACCCUGUUUUACCGAUGCCACCGCGGAAAACACUCUUCCCCGCGAUUGAUUUUCUCUCAUGCUAUGCGAUUGCGGUAAAUGAAGUGAACGCCAGCGGCGGGAGAAUCGUGACCUCCCCAACGAACGGUGCAGCGGGGGUUAUCCCUGCUGUUCUGAAAUAUAUCGUGGAGUUUAUCAGCGACGAUCCCGAAAAGAGUAUAGUGACAUUUCUGCUGACAGCAUCCGCCAUUGGUAUGCUAUUCAAGCGUGGAAGCACCAUUUCAGCCGCGGAAGGUGGUUGCCAGGCAGAAGUUGGAGUGGCGUGUUCAAUGGCUAGCGCUGGCUUUGCAGCGUGUAUGGGAGCCUCGCCAGAAACGGUCCUACAGGCAGCGGAGAUCGGCAUAGAACACAAUCUUGGCCUUACCUGUGACCCCAUUGACGGUCUAGUCCAGGUUCCAUGCAUCGAAAGGAACAGUCUAGGCGCGGUGAAGGCGGUAACAGCGGCGCAGCUCUCAAUGGCGAGUGACGGGAUCUAUCGAGUGACUCUUGACGAAGCUAUCGAGGCUAUGAGGAUUACCGCCGCGGACAUGAGCGUUAAGUACAAAGAAACGAGCCUUUCCGGUCUAGCCACAACUGUUAGAAUCCCUUUGUCUGUUCCAGCAUGCUAACCAGGAUUAUCAACGAAGUCAAUGUGCAUUUUUUGGAAUCAAGAUAUAGAAUUAAUGUUGCUUGCUCUACGAUUCUCGUGGCUUUGUUUAGAAUAAUAGAUAUUUUUCGUUAAAUCUCUUGCAGAAUGUGGAGCUUGCCGCCUUUUACGUAAUUGUAGCAGGCCCUUUUCAUGUAGAUUUUGUCAUCUUUCGCUGAUUUUCAU
Molecule: messenger RNA, 2120 nt
Organism: Fomitiporia mediterranea MF3/22
Lineage: Eukaryota; Fungi; Basidiomycota; Agaricomycetes; Hymenochaetales; Hymenochaetaceae
Product: L-serine ammonia-lyase
Exons: 22
Coding region: 1-1917 (638 amino acids)
Biological process (GO): gluconeogenesis
Molecular function (GO): 4 iron, 4 sulfur cluster binding; L-serine ammonia-lyase activity
Source: RefSeq, a predicted model, not a curated record